Molecule: messenger RNA, 390 nt
Organism: Blepharisma stoltei
Lineage: Eukaryota; Ciliophora; Heterotrichea; Heterotrichida; Blepharismidae
Source: the annotation of a GenBank genome assembly
AUGGAGUCAAUUGCUCGCAAGCUUGGCAUUAAACUUCUAGACGCUGAACAUGAAUAUUCUGAAGAGUUUGAGCCUGAACUAAAACUGAUUUCCGCCAAAUCCUUUGCUUGCAUGUCAAACUGCUAUAAAAGUGAUGCCCCAUUCCAAGACUGCAAUCUCUGUUCAAGAAAAUGUUCUUUAACCCUUGCAAAGGCUCAGACAGAGCUAGAAGGAACCAUAAAUCACGUGAAUUCCUCAUUUAAAAACUGUACCAAAGGUUGCGCUUAUAAAUUUGGAGAAGAGGAGAUUCCUGAAAAUGUGAAAUGUUUUGAAGACUGCUUUAACAGCUCAUAUGCAAUACUUGCUGAGCAUAAGGACAGAGUUAAAGCGAAACUUAAGGAAUUCUUAUAA